This is a messenger RNA of Chiloscyllium plagiosum (whitespotted bambooshark), 3486 nucleotides long. It is a transcript of the gene tmem248, whose product is annotated as transmembrane protein 248. The record is from RefSeq and is a predicted model, not a curated record. Lineage: Eukaryota; Metazoa; Chordata; Chondrichthyes; Orectolobiformes; Hemiscylliidae.
GAGAGAGACUGAGGCCGGAGCUGGGAGCUGGCACCGGGCAGACCAUCGGGAUUUGUACCGCGGCUGCAGUGGCGGCGGCCAAGCCAAGAUGCCGAGACAGGCCCGGUGUGUUUGAGAGAUGCCGAGAGGCCGGCCAGCAGCAGCAGCCGCCGCCGCCCAGCCCAGCCCAGUGUCACCACCGCCGCCGCUGGUCUUCCUUUAGCCCCUGUCCCUCCUGCAGCCCCGGGGCCGUGGAGAGUUAACGGGGGCGAUCCCUCUUCAGAACCCUCCCCUUCCCCUUCCCCUUCCCUCACCUCACUCCUUCCCGGUCAGUCUGUGUCCUCGGACUAGGCGAGGCGAGGCCGCCUUGUCAGCCCCCCACCAUGGUUUACUUGAUGGGAACCAUGCUUACUAUCCAUCCACUUGAGAACUUGAAGGUAUACAUAAGCAACCGUCCUCCACUUGUGGUGUUUAUGAUUAGUGUCAGUGCAAUGGCCAUCGCUUUCCUGACAUUGGGUUACUUUUUCAAAAUAAAGGAAAUAAAGUCUCCAGAAAUGACUGAGGACUGGAACACUUUCCUGUUGAGAUUUAAUGAUCUGGACUUGUGUGUAUCUGAGAAUGAAACUUUAAAGCACCUCAUUAAUGAAACAACCACCCCAGAGAGCACUGUAACAAGUGGACAAAUGCGAUCUUCCACACAAUCUCCAUCAGUUCUGGAAGAUCCUGGACCAAUAAAUAUUUCUGUUUCUAUAACACUCACAUUGGAUCCUCUAAAACCUUUUGGUGGAUACUCUCGCAAUAUUACACACCUUAGUGCAACUAUAUUUGGACAUCAGAUCGGGCUGACAGGGCAUGAAUCACAUGAAGAAAUGAAUAUUACAUUUACUUUGCCAACUUCCUGGAAUUCCGAUGAAUGUGUACUCCAUGGCCAGUGUGAGCAGAUGGUUUACACGACAUGCAUGACCAUUACAGCUGCAACUAAUGUUUUUCCUGUCACAGUCCAGCCACCACAUUGCGUCCCUGAAACAUUCAGCAAUGCUACUGUCUGGUAUAAAAUGUUCACCACAGCUCGAGACGCAAAUACAAAAUAUUCACAAGAUUACAACCCGUUUUGGUGUUACAAAGGAGCAAUUGGGAAAGUGUAUCAUGCACUUAAUCCUAAACUAACAGUCAUUGUGCCAGAUGAUGACCGUUCACUCAUUAAUUUGCAUUUGAUGCAUACCAGUUACUUCCUGUUCGUCAUGGUGAUUACAAUAUUCUGCUAUGCGGUUAUUAAAGGACGGCCAGGGAAAAUACGACAAAACAAUAGUGAAUUCUGUCCAGAAAAGGUAACUUCUUCUUUUCCUGUGACUCAGCCCGAUUUAAAGAAAAAUUAUACUCUGAUCGUGAUGCCUGUUAAAUACAGACACUAACACAGUACAUAAUUGUUGCACUAUCAGAAGCAUAAAUCACCUUCAUUACUGGAAAUGGACAGGUUGUAGCAUUUGCACGUUGAACCCAAAAUAAUGGGUAUUGACACUUUGAUUCCAGUGUCCUGCAAAGUUGGUUUAUUCCAACCAAAGACAUUUUAAGUGCCUGUAUUUACUUUGUACAUAUUUGUAAUAAUAUAUCCAAAACCAGUCUGUCAAUGCACUUGUGCCACAUGCUAACUGCGAUUUUUUUUUUAGAAAAAGUUAAAGACAAAAAAGUUUGCUACCUACCCAGUCUGGAUGUAUAGAAAGAAGGUUCAUGAAAAUUAACCAUGAUUUCCGAAGCAUUUUUUCUCUGUCAAAGAAUUUUGAACUCUUGAUGCUUUGAGUUGCAAAAAUACUUUUAGAAAAACAGUAAGGUGUAUCAAAUGUGUAAAUAAUGUGUUGGAAAUAUGUGCUGUAGUGGUAUAUGCUGCAUUUCUGACACCAAUGAUCUGUUAAGUAUUUGAAGUUAAUGUGUAUAUGUAGUUCAGCACAAUUAUUAUCUCUUGUUAAUGCUUGACAGAAAAGGCAUUAAACCUUUGGAACAUUGAAGAAGACAAAUGUAUAUUAUAAUGCAUUUCAGUACCGCUUGAGCUUGUAGGAAAUGGAGACAGAAUUCAUUGUGUGAUUUACUAUACCGCUGUCCAGCAAAAUUGCUUGCUUAGAAUUGCCAGUGUUGGCUGUAUUAUAUGUAUGGCUUGCUGGAAUACUGUACACAAUUUCUUUUGCUUUAUUUCUUUCUUAUGCACCUAAGCCUAUCUCCCAUCUUACCCACCCCAACCAUUUCCUCAAUCAGACUGUAUUUGCAUGUAUUGUAUUGUGUGCAAACUGGUCCACAAAAUUGCCUUAAUAACCUCCAUUAUUCUACUGGCCUUAUUUUUGUCUUUUCUUGUUUGUUAGCCAUUGCAAAUUGUUUCAAAUAAUACCCCCUUCACAGCUUAUUUUGUUGAAUUCACAUUGUUUGUAAUGUUUGUUAAACGAAAGGAAUUCAAAGCUAUCAUAAAAGAACUUAAAAAGAAAGAUUCAGCACUUUGCUCCCUAAAGAGUAAAGUGGUCCAUAUGAUCUCAAUGCCAGGAUGUUGCUUUGGUGCACUUUAAAUAUUCAAAAAAAAUUGAUAAAAUUGAUCAGAGGUCUCAAUUUCAAACUACAUUUAUUAUUCUGUGUUUCUGUGGAGUAAAAUUCAUUUUUACUCCGUUCUUCGAUCCCUUUCCAGUUAAUUAAUUUUUUGUAAUGAACCUUAUUUAUUAAAUUGAACCAGAUUGAAGCAAAGCUUCUGACAAUGCGCUGGUAACUAUGGAUCCAAACAAUGGUGAAAAGCAGUGAAGAAUGUGGAAGAAAAUCUGUUUUUGUAUACUUUGAAUAUUACACUUUUACUUCCCCAAGCAGCUUUAUUUUAAUAUUUACAUGACAACUAAGAAUUUGAGUUUGGAAAAUGAAAUGUAUUUCAUUUUUGCCAAACAGACUUUCAGUUAAGCAUGUGAUUGGCUGUACUGGUGCUCAAGUAUGCUGAGAUCAAAUAGUUUAUAGCCUGAAGUUUGUGUUUUUUACUCCUUCCUGAUUCAGUUCAAAGCCAUUUCAGUACUGCAAAUAAAACAUGCAGUGCAAAAUAGGCUUGAUUUAAAAUGUAGUACAGGUCUGUCAGCCCAAAUUGGAAUUACAACUUGUUGCAGUUUCUGGCUGGUAUAUUAAAUAUUCCAUAGCAUACAUGUGCAUCUGUGGAAAUCGCUUAUUUUCCACCCCUGUCUCCUGAUUUGAAUGUGGAGAUGUAUUGAUUAUGAGCUAUUGCAUAAACUGAGAUUGCCUCUGUAAAUGUGAUUUUUAACCAUAGUCAUGUUGCCUCCAAUCUCAGUUCAUUUGCAAAGUGCCUGAGCACUGUUAGAAUGCCCCAUAGUUUGUUUAGAAAGGGAAAUCUUUUUGUGUCUUGUGUUGCUUGUUGUCUUGUUGCAUGAUUGUAAUCAUAGCACAUUAUUUUAUGACAAUCUCUGGUUUCUGGAGUUUCUGUGCUUUUUGGUAAAAAUUUGCAUAUGCUUUUGCUGAAUAAAAGGAUCCAAUGAU